AUGUUGCGCAAGCAUGGCGGCAGAUAUUGCAUCCCAUAUUGCCAUAUUGCCAUAUUGCAUCCCUCAGGUUCCAAAAGAUCCACCAGUGUCUCCUCCUUCUUCGUGCAGGUUGUUUUGCUGGUGGCGGUGGUCCUCUUUGGCUGCGCCAACAACAUCGCCAAGCAAAUCGCCGCGCAGCCACUCCAGCGCUACACUUACAUGCUCGGGCUCUCCACGGCCGUCGCUUAUGUGCCGCUGUACUGGUUCAUUCUGGUCCUGCUGCUGCUUAUCCAGGUCGUGCCCAAAUCCCAGUUCCGCUUCGUUUGGAAGCGAGGCGAAGGGCAAGGCCGCAGGGUCGCUGCGCCCGUGGCCCUCCUCGCGGUGUCCGCCCUGGGCGACUCCUUGGGCGACACCAUCGGGGCCAUCUGCACUCCACACGUAAGCGGCCCGCUGCACAGCCUGCUCUCAAACUGCACCCCCAUCUUCAUUGCGCUGCUCUCCAUGUGCCUCCUCCAGGAGCGCUACUCUUUGAUGCAGUCCCUGGCGCUGCUCGGGGUCUUCGCGGCCGUGGUCACGGGGUUGCUGCCUUCACUGGAGGGCCUUAGUGCGACCAGCGAGCCUGUGUUUGCGGUGAUCCUGGGAGGCAGUUGCAUCUUCAAUGCGGUCGCUUUCGUGCUCAAGGAUCUUGUUUUCAAGCGAUACAAGGCGGAGAACGAGGAUGGCCUGAACAUCUUCGUCAUGAACGCCCACCUGGCGCUGUUCCAGCUCCCCCUGACCAUCCUGCUGAUCCCGCUGAACGAACUGCUCAAGCAGACCAACGGCGAAGGCAUCGGCGCCUACACGCAGGAGGCCCUACAUUGCGUUUUCGGUGGGCAGGCUGACAGCUGCGGUGAAGACUCCAAUCACGCGGAGCUAGCUGGCCGCUGCGUCGGCAUCUACGUAAUUUUCAAUGUGCUUUGGAACAUGGCGGUGCUGCUCUCUGUGAAACACUCUGGAGCACUGGUCACUUUCAUCGCGUUGAAGGCGAUUUUCCCGGUCUCGACGAUCCUCUUCGCCUACGUAGAUUGGCCGCUGCUGGGCCCCACACACUUGUCCUGGCUGGUCUGGCUCUCGAUCUUGCUGCUGCUGCCCUCCAUUGCCGCCUACCAGUAUGCCACGCAGCUGCAGGUGCAGCGUGCGCUGUUGCACCCGUCGCUGGGACGCUGUUGCUGGCCCCUCUGCCCGGGCCGGGCUGAGCGCGGGCCCCUUCUUGGCGGGACACUUGGUCCAGAGCUCUGCUCGGAGGGCGGGAAAACGGAGCGAGUCCUUUCUUCUUGCCAGUGCCAUGGCAGUGCCAUGGCAUCAUGGGCAUGCUGUGACAUCGGCAUUCACCAGGCCGAGACUAUGGCAUCGGCCUUCUUCUCUCUCAUCGACUCUAUCGGAGAGACCUUCGAGGGCGUUGUCGAGAAUGUGGAGAAUGUCGUUGGGACCGUGGAGAAGGAGGUGGAGGGUGCAGUGCAGCAGAUGGAUGCAGGGGUGGACCUCGACGACGUCCUGGAGGCCCGCACCACGCGCACCUUCCUCUUCUCCUCGGAGUCAGUGAAUGAAGGCCACCCGGACAAGAUUUGCGAUCAAGUCUCGGAUGCCGUCCUGGAUGCUUGCUUGACAGCGGACCCAAAGAGCAAGGUGGCCUGCGAGACCGCGACCAAGGACAACAUGGUCAUGGUGGCCGGAGAGAUCACCACUGGAGCGAAGCUCGACUACGACAAAGUGGUGCGCGGCGUUGUCCAGCAGAUCGGUUUUGACAGCUUCGUGGAUGACCUGUCCAGUGUGGAUAGCAAGGGCUUGAGCUACAAGACCUGCGAGGUCUUGGUGCGCAUCAACAAGCAGAGCCCGGACAUUGCAGGCGGAGUGCAUGUAGGCAAGGACGAGAUGGACGUGGGCGCCGGCGACCAGGGCAUCAUGUUCGGCUAUGCCAGCGACGAGACGUCCGAUUGCAUGCCCCUGACUCACUCCAUGGCCACCCGCCUCGGCAAGACCUUGACCGACGUGCGAAAGAGCGGCGAGUGCUGGUGGCUGCGACCUGACGGCAAGACGCAGGUGACCAUCGAGUACAUGCAGCAUCCAGAUGGCUCCGUGGAGCCGAAGAAGAUCCACACCGUUGUCAUCUCCACGCAGCAUGCGGAGCCGUCCAAGGCCAAGCGAACACAGGAGUGUGCCGGCUACAGUGGCGCCGAGAUGGUCGCACCCACCAUGGAGCAGAUGAACAAGGAGAUCGAGGAGAAGGUCAUCAAGCGAACGCUUCAGUCCAUCAAAUUGAAGAACGGCCAGCAAGCCAUCAGCCUGUAUGGCAGCCACACGCACCUGCACAUCAAUCCGUCGGGCAAGUUCAUCAUCGGUGGUCCUCAGGGCGAUGCGGGCCUUACUGGUCGCAAGAUCAUCAUUGACACCUAUGGAGGCUGGGGAGCCCAUGGCGGCGGAGCCUUCUCUGGCAAGGACCCCACCAAGGUGGACCGAUCAGCCGCCUACAUCUGCCGGCAGAUGGCCAAGUCCGUGGUCAGCAGCGGCCUGAGCGCGCGCUGCCUGGUGCAGCUGUCGUACGCCAUCGGCGUGGCCAAGCCCCUGUCCCUGUUCGUGGAGACCUACGGUAGCGAGAAGGGCGCACUGACCGUGGAUGACAUUACCAACGUGCUGAAGAUCGAGUUCGACUGCCGGCCUGGCGCCAUCGCCCAGUCGCUGGCCCUGCGGGAACCCAAGUACCAGGACACGGCCGCCUACUGCCACUUUGGCCGCGAGCCGGUGACCAAGAACGGCAUCAAGUUCUUCGAGUGGGAGAACUCCAAGGACCUGUCUAAGUACAAGAGCAUGAGCUCGUCCCAGGUGGAGGCCGCCCUGAAGGCCAGCACCUACUUGACCAAGUGGGUGGACUAA
Molecule: messenger RNA, 2889 nt
Organism: Symbiodinium natans
Lineage: Eukaryota; Dinophyceae; Suessiales; Symbiodiniaceae
Source: the annotation of a GenBank genome assembly